AUGGGAAUUGUGGACACUAUUCUACCAACAGCGGAUUGGCGAAUCGACCGAUCAGCCAAUUUGGGGGUCGAACUUCUCCUCCUCCUCCUCCUCCUCCUCCUCCUCCUCUUUGCCGUUCUUGGCCUUAUCUUUCCUUUCCGCGUGGUUCAAAGGAAUGACAAGAGUUUGUGCUAUGCGUUGAGGCCGCCGCAAGUGGUCCUCCAUCAGACGAUCGCGUCUCUCUUCGGGCAGUUUGAUGAUCCGCCAGUUUAUCCCUGUCCAACUGUGGCCCCUCACCAGGAUUCCAUCACCAUUUCUGACAAGGAGGAGGAGGGGGCGGAGGGAGAGGGGAACGGGGAGGUGUAG
Molecule: messenger RNA, 345 nt
Organism: Hydatigera taeniaeformis
Lineage: Eukaryota; Metazoa; Platyhelminthes; Cestoda; Cyclophyllidea; Taeniidae
Source: the annotation of a GenBank genome assembly